UGACAUUGACAGUGACAGAAAUUUAAAAUAAAAACAAAAUAGAAUUAUGGAAUAAAACUAUUAUCGAAAAUUAAAUAACUAACAGGAAGUAAAGUAAAAGAAACUAUAAGUGAUGUCGGGUUUUAGCGGGGAGGACCUUCUUAAAGUGUUUAAAGAAUUAAAUAUAGGAUUACUGCAUUUAAAUCCAAAUGUUGUUAAAGCUUGGUUUGAUACAGAUGAUACCAAUAUGAAAAACUUGUUAAACUGGAUGUGUGUAUCGCUUUCUCAAGGAAACUACAUAUCACAUCAAGAAGUUUCAGAAUAUGAUGCUAUUGAAGCACCUCUCACAAAUGAAGAAUUAGAGGUUGAAAAAGAUGAAAUAGAAAACAGAUAUCCUGGUAUAUUUGAUGCAGAAUAUAAUUCAUUGGAAAUUGAGUUUCUAGAAGAAGAUUUUAUUUUGGCUUGUCGCCAAGAAAGGGAAUUAAGCCAAGCAAUUGCUUAUAACAGAGACUUGGAAGAAAAACUUAAAAAUGAUCUUACUCAAAAAGUGAAAGAAGAAAUUGAAUCAUCAGUAAAAUUAAAAACAAUGCAGGAAAAAUGCCUUAUGGAAAGUGAAAAUUUAGAUAAGCUAAGUGAAAACAUUCAUGACCAAAUUAUAAAAUGUUCAGAUGUUUUACAUACUUUUGAAUUCAGCCCUUCACCAUAUUUUAUUAACAACUUUGAUAUUGAAAUAUUCAAAGAAAAAGUGGAUAAUCUAUUGGCAUUACUUAGGCCAAUGUUAGAGAAAUCUGUAGACAUUAGAAAUGUUACAGCACUCACCAAUACUACCAGUUUGGUUAUGCCGUUCAAUGAUACUCUUACGAAUAACCUGAAUAAUAUGCAUCAUAGAAUACUACAUAGUCAACACCGAUAUUUAGCAACCACAAUGGAAGUUGAACAAUUAAAAGCUAUGGUAUCUUAUUUAGAAAAACUAAAUGUACAGUCACUUUUAAACUGUGAUGAUUUAUCUUUAACUCAAAGUAUAGCAGUAAAAUUAGACACCAAGAAAAGGCUGUGUGAUAUGCUUGAGGAUUGUACAAAGAAAUAUGCAGAUCAACACAUUAGUCGGACCCAAUUACAAUACAUGGAACAGGAAGUAGAAGUUUACGAAAAAAGUUUACUAGAACUGAAAGAUCUUGAAGACAUGGUUCAGAAACUUUUGGCACAUUAUUUUGUUCUAAAAAUAAUGUAUCGUGAGGAGACACAACAGAUUGAAGAGUAUGAACAAUAUUUUAAAGGAGUUAUAAGUUACAUAAGUAGGGACAUGGAAAGUUGUAUUAUCAGAACAGAUAAAAUGAAAGAUGUAAUUCAAAACCAUCAUGAGACUUCGUCCUCUGAAAGACUAAAGUUAUCUAAAACAAUUGUCAAGCUACUCUCUAAGAAUGAAGGAAAUUAUUCUAUCGAUAGAGCUUUUGAGCUGAUCAGUGAGUUUAACAAAGAAGUUGAACUUUUAGAAAACAAAUUAUUUACACCGGGUUUUAAAGAUUUAAAAUCUAAAGGUGGGCAAUUGAGAAGUUCUAUAAAAACGCUUCAAUCAUUUUUAAUCAGUGGUCCUACCCAUCGGGUUCUUUUACUACCAAGCGAACUUCAGCUUCUUAUUAGAAGAGUAGAGCAUCUUCUCAAGAAGGAACUAGAGUCUGUUAAGUCAUCAAUAGAAAUUAUUGCGUGUGCGAAAAAAGUUCCAUCGAAAUGGCAGAAUUAUAGAAGACAGCUGUGGAUGUAUUUCUAUGCCGAACCAAACCAGCUUAAAUUUAUUUUGCAAGAAAUACAAAAAGAAAUUGAAAAGUCUUCAAAAAAUUAAACGUGUAGCUGUUUUUCUUUCAUAUGUGAGAAUAUUAUUUUGUAUAUUAAAAAUUUAUAACAACUUGAA
Diabrotica virgifera virgifera (western corn rootworm) is the source of this 1888-nucleotide messenger RNA. RefSeq lists its product as uncharacterized. Bases 113 to 1819 code for a protein of 568 amino acids. The record is from RefSeq and is a predicted model, not a curated record. The transcript is spliced from 9 exons. NCBI's taxonomy places the organism in Eukaryota, Metazoa, Arthropoda, Insecta, Coleoptera, Chrysomelidae.